GUCAUCUCUCUCUCUCUCUCUCUCUCUCAAUUCAAAAUCUGUGUUUGCUCUGCGAAUCGAUGGGCGACCUGAAGAACUCGUCGUCGCCUGGUUCUGAUCGACGCCAAUGGCAGCGAAUCUUUGGAGCUCUAGUGGAGAUGGUGCGGACGCAGCAGUCUCAGAUUGAAACCCUCGCCAACGAUCGCAAGUUCCUCGAGCGGUACAUCCAAAUCCAGCACGAUCGGUGGGCGUCCAAAGCGGGAUUUCUUGAAGCCCAUAUCUCCCAGAUGAAGGAGGAGGAAAAGAAGGGCCGGAGAGUGCAGGCGACGAAGCUCGAUCUGAUGCUCGGGAUGAAGCAGAGAGAGGCUCUGCGCUACAAGAAGCAGUUUGAUCAAGCUGAGAAUGAUUUGGAGGACUUUCAUGCUUAUGUGGAGGCUUUAAUUGCAGAAAUUGCAGAGCUCAAGGAAAAACUGAAAAAUCUUGAAGCUGGUGGAGUAAAGAGCGGUGCUGGAUAUUCCAAGUCAGCAGAAAAUUCCGAGGGGCAUAAGAACUCUGCAGUUGACUUAGAAGGAGAGAUUCGGAAGCUGAAGCACUCUUACAAAAAUCUUAGCUUGAAAAAGGAGGCUGAGAUCUCUGCCCUGUUAGCAGAAAAGAAUUUUGUAUGGAACCAGUUGAAUAAAAUGGAGAGUGACUAUAUUGUUCUCCUCAAGACCAAGCAAAUAGAAAUUACGAAAGCUGCUGAGGACAUGCAGAAGCUCCACUCCAACCUGGAAAAUUUGCAGUCAUCCAUCAUUGAAAAAGGUGAAAUUAUCACUAGAUUGGAAGCUGAACGGACAAGGCUUGAGUUGGAUUUGAGAAGGUACACCGAUGAAGCAGAAAAAACUAGUAAUGAAAAAGAGAAGCUCCAUCUUAUUGUGGAAAAUUUGCAGUUAUUGAUCAAGGAGAAGGAUGAGACAAUUGAAGCUUUAAAAAGUAAUCUAGCUAUGGUUGAGCAGAAUGUCACUGGGUGCUGUAACAGGACGUCCAGAUUUUUCAUAGAGAAGGGUUCACAAAGGAAACCAAGAGCUGCUGUAGCUACACCACAAGGGACUCGAUCAAAACGGGGUUCAGGGAAAAGCAGCUCACUAUGUUCAGAAGUUAACAAAAUGAAAAAACAGCGAAGUGCUUACGAAGCCUCUCCUGGAUCACAUGCCUCCGUCUCCACUAAACGGCUUCAAAGGUGUUCCAGAGAGAAAUGGAAAAAGAGUAUGUCAGCAGGAAGCCCAAGACUGUUUUCUUCCAGUUUCAAGGUUCCAAAACUGAAGAGCACAUCUCCUAGAAUCUCAUAAGUUGACAAUUCUAGUUAUGUAAAUUUCUUGUAAGUUUAUUUGUAUUGUGGUUAACUUUAUAUCCAAGUGUCAUGUUUGUUUUAGUAUUUAAAUAUACAGUUCUUUCUGUCCUUUUUGUAAAACAAUGUCUAAUUGUUUGAAACAUUUCCGUAAUUACUUUAGCAUCAACGGGCGGCUACAAGCAAAAAUGGUUGCCAAACAAGUUAA
Molecule: messenger RNA, 1514 nt
Organism: Musa acuminata subsp. malaccensis (wild Malaysian banana)
Lineage: Eukaryota; Viridiplantae; Streptophyta; Magnoliopsida; Zingiberales; Musaceae
Source: RefSeq, a predicted model, not a curated record